Messenger RNA from Saccostrea echinata, 2496 nucleotides. RefSeq names its product von Willebrand factor A domain-containing protein 5A-like. The transcript is spliced from 16 exons. Lineage: Eukaryota; Metazoa; Mollusca; Bivalvia; Ostreida; Ostreidae. The record is from RefSeq and is a predicted model, not a curated record. Bases 19 to 2193 code for a protein of 724 amino acids.
AUAACUUAGUUAUUCAAAAUGGAGAAAUUACUACAUGGACUCGUCCAAUACAAUGCAUCUGGGAUGCCUAAGGAAAAUGUUCCUUUACAAAGAAUAGACAUCAAGGUGACUGUCGUCGGUUUUGUUGCCAGUGUAGAAUCGGAUCUUUAUUACAUCAACAACUCUACAGAAGCUGUCCAGACAGAGUUUGUGUUUCCACUGGAUGCUGAUUCGGCGGUCUACAAGUUUGAGGCGGAGAUAAACAACAGGGUCAUUAUAGCAGAGGUACAGGAAAAGUCACAGGCAAAAGAAACAUAUCAAAAUGCUAUCGAAAAUGAAUAUGUUGGAUUGUAUAUGGCAAUGGACGAUGAUUAUGCUGAUGUGUUUCGUCUGAAGUUGGGAAAUCUUCCCGGAAAGAAGUCCGCCAAGUUAACAUUUGCAUACGCCAGAGAAGUUGACAUGGAAACAGAUGACAUUGGGAUAUUAACACUACCUACAGUUCUCAAUCCUAGAUAUGUUCCUGACACAGGAAGCAGUCCAUUCCCACAAUCUGAUGGAGCAACUGGAGGGGAGCUCAAAAUCUUUUCCUCACUGUUUGACAAAGGUAUGCUGUAUAUGGAGGACUUUUUCAUCAAUUUCGAGGUUAAAGUCGCUGGAGGUGGGAAUGGCUGCCUUUCCUCGGAAAAAAUAACAAUGGACGUCAAUGCAGAUAGAAUGUUGACAUCCUUGAAAACUGUGUCAAGGAGACCAGAACUUGGAACGGACUUUGUUCUAGAGCUGCAUUAUAAAGGAUUUGACAAACCAUGUGCAAUUUUGGAGAAAGGGAAGGAUGAUAAUGAAAGUGGCUUCCUAUCGUCAGAUGUGUUGAUGGUAAAUUUUUCCCCCUUGUUUUCCAACUUACAAACCAAUGCUUUGCAUGAAUUCGUUUUCUUAAUUGAUCGUUCUGGUUCUAUGGGAUCUCGCAUUGGAAAGGCGAAAGAAACAUUACUUCUUCUCUUAAAAAGCUUGCCGGUCAACUGUUCCUUUAAUGUUGUGAGCUUUGGCAGUGAAUACUCACUUCUUUUUCCGAAGAGUGAACCUUACUCAGAAGAAAGCAUGGAGAAAGCAAUGGGCCUUCAGAGAGAGAUGGGAGCUGAUAUGGGUGGAACUGAGAUUUAUCGAGCUUUAUUGAAAGUUUUCGAAGAUAAACCGGUCAAGGUUACCAGACAGGUGUUUUUGCUGACAGAUGGUGAAGUUGGUAAUGUUCAAGAGAUUGUUAAAUUAGUGAGGAGUCAAACUAACACAAGGGUAUUUACUUUCGGGAUUGGUAAUGGGUGUUCAACUGAAUUGAUAAGAGAUGUAGCAAAGGCGGGUAAAGGAAAGGCAACGUUUGUCCGAGACAGUGAAAGACUACAAAAUAAGGUUAUGUCUGUCAUGAAAUGCAGUCUCUGUCCAACAAUAAAAGACUUGUCCUUAACAUGGAGUUUACCAGACGGAUGCUCAAUCUUAAAUGUUCCUAAAGAAGUACCCACAAUUUUCCAAGGAGAUCGACUGAUUUUGUAUGGAAUGAUAUCAGGAGAAAUUUCGAAAGAGACAAACGUUAAAAGCUCUUUGAAAAUGAUUGGUAAAUCUGGAGAGUUGCCCGUGGAAUAUGGUUUAGAGUUUGAUCUGGAUUCAACUGUUGGCAAAAAUGAUGAGGUUUUUCUAUUGCACAGACUUGCUGCAAAAGCCAGGAUAUCAGAGCUUGAAAUGGAGGAAAGCGGAGAUACGAAGAUGUUGACAGCAUUGAGCACAGCGGCAAACAUUACAUGUAGAGAAACAGCUUUUGUUGGAUUUGACAAAAACAACAGAGAUGUUUUAGCACAAGCUGGACAUCAGCUGGAACCAGCAUUUGACGGCUACAUACAACACAGCCUGUGUUUAAGAUCAUACGGGUUAAUGGACAUGGGUGAUAAUUGUAAACGUUCAUAUGGAUUUACAGGGUUUCGAUUUCAUUUUGAGAAUCCAUUUAAAAAAGUGACGGACGUUUUCUCAGGGAUUUUUUCUAAGAAGAAAGGAAAAGCUAAAAAUAAGAAAAAGAACUCUAAAGAGAGUGUGCCUUCACUGAAGAAAAAAGAUUCAGUUCGAGAAGAUGAGAAAACUACAGUUAUGAUGGAACUCAUUGAAUUGCAGAAGUUUGAUGGAUCAUGGGAACUCACCAGAAGUUUUGCCGAUCUUCUCAGAAAAGAGUUUUGACGAUUUAAAGGAAUCAUCUGUAGUGCAGAAUCUCAGUGUGUGGGCAACCGGGCUGGCGAUAGCAUAUUUAAGAAAAGAAUGCUCAGCGCAUAAAAAAGAAUGGGAGUUAAUAGAAGAGAAGGCAUUGAAAUGGCUGGAAACCAUGGAGUUAGAGGGAAAAGACGUUAUAUUACUUGCUGAAAGUGUGAUUGAGUAGUUAAUUAGCAUUGAUUAAAACUAUCAGGAGACACCAUCUUUCAUUCAAAGUUAUUCAUUUGUAUGUAAAGAGUAUCACAAGAGAGGAUCAUUUGUUUGUUUGUUUUA